Molecule: messenger RNA, 2468 nt
Organism: Humulus lupulus (European hop)
Lineage: Eukaryota; Viridiplantae; Streptophyta; Magnoliopsida; Rosales; Cannabaceae
Product: putative pentatricopeptide repeat-containing protein At3g11460, mitochondrial
Exons: 1
Coding region: 77-1951 (624 amino acids)
Biological process (GO): RNA modification
Molecular function (GO): protein binding; RNA binding; zinc ion binding
Source: RefSeq, a predicted model, not a curated record
AAAAGCAAAUGCCGUACAAACGACUGUUUAAAAACAAAACGACGACAACGACAAACACUGAAACGCCAUAGCAUGCAUGACUGUUCAGGCCGCCAUAGCCAAAAGCUUAGCUCCAACCGCAACUUUUUGGAACACCCAGUUGAGGGAGCUUGCCAAGCAAUGUCUCUUCUCCGAUGCUCUCCAUCUUUACCGUCGGAUGCUACGUUCCGGUCAUUCCCCCAACGUCUUCACAUUCCCUUUCGUUCUCAAGUCCUCCGCCGCUCUUUCGUUCUCCGUCACUGGAACUCUCCUCCAUGGCCAUGUUCUCAAAACUGGGUGUGAGCCCGAACCCUUUGUGCAGACUUCUUUGAUAUCAAUGUAUUGUAGGUGCUCUCUAGUUGAGAAUGCGCGUAAAGUGUUUGAUGAAAAUCCUCAGUCGAGAAGGCUUACUGUUUGUUAUAAUGCUUUGAUAUCUGGGUACACCUUGAACUCGAAGUUUUCGGAUGCGGUUAUGUUGUUUUGUAGGAUGAGGGAGGCACUUGUGUCGGCUAAUUCAAUUACUUUGUUGGGUUUGAUCCCCGGUUGUACAUCACCGGUGCAUUUAGAUCUUGGGAUGAGUCUUCAUUGUUGUAGUAUCAAGAGCGGAUUGGAAUUUGACUUGUCUGUUGGGAAUUGUUUGCUUACCAUGUAUGUCAAAUGUGGUUCAGUUGAGUACGCUCGGAGAGUGUUUGACGAAAUGCCUGAAAAGGGUUUGAUUACUUGGAAUGCCAUGAUAUCUGGGUACGCACAAAACGGAUUUGCUACCCAAGUUUUGGACCUUUACCGGGAGAUGGAACUCGUUGGUGUUUCUCCUGACCCUGUGACGCUUGUAGGGGUUCUGUCAUCUUGCACACACCUUGGUGCCCAUGGUAUUGGCCGUGAGGUUGAACAACGAAUUAAGAUCCGUGGCUUUGGUUCCAAUCCCUUUUUGAAGAAUUCCCUGGUUAACAUGUAUGCUAGAUGUGGAAAUUUGGUAAAAGCUUAUGCAAUUUUUUCUUCAAUGAAAGAAAAAAGUUUAGUAUCAUGGACAGCAAUCAUAGGUGGAUACGGAAUGCAUGGACAUGGGGAGCUUGCCGUGAAGCUCUUCGAAGAAAUGAUAAAAACUGGAAUCAAACCAGAUAAAACAUUGUUUGUAACCAUUCUUUCUGCCUGCAGCCAUUCAGGAUUAACUGAUAAGGGCCUAGAAUAUUUUGCUGCAAUGGAGAGAAGCUAUGGUUUGCAACCAGGUUCAGAGCAUUACUCUUGCGUGGUUGAUCUGUUAGGCCGAGCAGGGCGAUUAAAGGAAGCUGAGGACCUCAUUCGGUCAAUGAAGGUAAAGCCAGACGGUGCUGUGUGGGGAGCCCUAUUGAAUGCUUGUAAAAUUUACAAAAACAUAGAGCUAGCAGAGUUAGCUUUUGAAAAGGUCAUUGAUCUCGAACCUGUCAAUAUCGGUUACUAUGUUUUGUUAUCAAACAUAUAUUCGGAUGCAGAGAAUCUAGAGGGUGUACUAAAGGUUAGAACAAUGAUGAGGGAACGAAAGCUUAGAAAGGAGCCGGGUUACAGCUAUGUCGAGUUCAAAGGGAAAAUUCAUAUUUUCUUGGCUGGUGACAGAACUCAUCAACAGACAGAUGACAUAUAUAGAAUGUUGGCUGAACUAGAAAGUUUGGUGAAGAAACUUGGUGAGUCUAAUGGGAUUGGUGGGAAGAUAAAAACCAAUCAACAUUUGAUUGGUGAGAGUAAUGUGCAUAGCGAGAAACUGGCAAUUGCAUUUGCGCUUUUGAAUACCCGUCCAGGGAUGGAGAUCAUUGUGAUAAAGAACCUGAGGGCAUGUGAUGACUGUCACUUGUUUUUAAAGCUGGUUAGUAGAAUAGCAGACCGUGAGUUUAUUGUUAGAGAUGCAACUCGUUUCCACCAUUUUAAAGAUGGGGUUUGUUCUUGCAGAGAUUACUGGUAAAAAAAGGGUUACAACUUACAACUACUCAUGUCUUGUUUCUGGAUGAUCGAACUAAUAAUUCCGCAACAAGUUUAUAACAUUUUUUUUAUUGGUUUAGCUCCUCCUAGAUAUCUGAAAGUGAAUAGAGAUUUUGAUUAUGCCAAAUCAUGCUUAUGCAAAGUUUAGCUAAGGUUGGGAGAAGUUAGUCGCUCGAAUAGAUUUUGAGCUCUUUCCUAGAAGCAAUUUUACUGACAAUUCCGGAAGAAGAAAAAAACACAUUCUGGUACCAAAUCAGGAUCAAAACGGGACAAGGUUUGCAAAUAUUGGUGUUGAAAUGCGGUAUCCAUAUUCUACGAUGAUUUCCCUGGCGUGCACUAGUGGAUCAAAAUAAAACGUUCGUCGAAGCACAAUUAUUAUGGCCCUUUUGUUGGGCUGAGAACUUAUUUUUAUGUUGAAAUUAUUCAUUGGCAUAUCACUGUUGUUAGUUGGUAUGUUGCAUAUGUUGCAUUGAAUCAUAUAAAUUUAUGAUGGUUUUUAA